Molecule: messenger RNA, 2337 nt
Organism: Andrographis paniculata
Lineage: Eukaryota; Viridiplantae; Streptophyta; Magnoliopsida; Lamiales; Acanthaceae
Product: subtilisin-like protease SBT3
Exons: 1
Coding region: 1-2271 (756 amino acids)
Biological process (GO): proteolysis
Molecular function (GO): serine-type endopeptidase activity
Source: RefSeq, a predicted model, not a curated record
AUGGGGCUGUUGUUCAAACACGUUUUUCUGCUAAGUGUUUUCUACAUUGGUUUCGUUUUAGGACAAAGAUCGACUUACAUUGUUCAUAUGGACAAAUCUUACAUGCCCAAAGCUUUUGCCAACCACAACCAUUGGUAUUCCUUUAUGAUCGAUUCUUUGACGUCCACUGCGACAAUCGACAAGCCUUUCCGCCGGAGCUCGACUCCGGCGGCGCGGUUAGUCUACACGUACGACAACGCAUUCCACGGAUUUAGCGCCAUGCUAUCGGAGGAAGAAGCGAAAGCCUUGGAGAAGGCUCCCGGGUUUCUCUCCGCGUACCGUGACCGGAGUGUCACACUCGACACUACUCAUACGUUCGAGUUUCUUUCGUUGAACCCGGAUUGGGGAUUGUGGCCGGCUUCCGAUUACGGCAACGAUGUGAUCAUUGGCGUUAUCGACACGGGCGUUUGGCCGGAGAGUCGAAGCUUUCACGACGAUGGAAUGGGCGAAGUUCCGACGAGGUGGAAGGGGAUAUGCGAAGAAGGGCAAGAGUUCAAUUCUUCGAUGUGUAAUAAGAAGCUGAUCGGCGUCCGGUAUUUCAACGAGGGAGUUAAGGCCGGAAAUCCGAACACGACGCUGACCAUGAACUCCGGGAGGGACACUCAAGGCCACGGCACGCAUACGUCGUCAACUGCCGCCGGGAAUUACGUCGAAGGCGCGUCGUUUUUCGGAUACGCCUCGGGGACUUCUAGAGGCAUGGCGCCUCGAGCUCGAGUGGCGAUGUAUAAGGUCCUUUGGGACGAGGGGCGGUACGCCUCCGACGUUCUCGCCGGUAUGGAUCAAGCCGUAGCCGAUGGAGUUGAUGUCAUUUCCAUCUCGAUGGGGUUCGACGGCGUGCCGUUGUAUCAAGACCCGAUCGCCAUAGCCUCGUUCGGAGCUAUCGAAAAGGGAGUACUUGUUUCGUCGUCGGCCGGAAACGAGUAUAGGAUCGGGAGCCUACAUAACGGGAUCCCGUGGGUACUAACCGUGGCAGCCGGAUCGAUCGACCGGUUCUUCGCUGGGACAUUAACUCUAGGCAACGGAGUAACGAUCACCGGAUGGACAAUGUUCCCGGCGCCGGCACUUAUCGACGACUUGGUUCUCAUCUACAACAAAAACAUAUCGUCAUGCGACUCGACCAACGCGUUAUCGAACAUCGGCCGAGGGAUCGUCAUAUGCGAAAACGGCUCCGUCAGGAACCAGAUCUUCUACGUUUCACAAUCGAACGCUAACGCCGCCGUCUUCAUUUCAGAUGACGUAAAUGUAUUCGAAGACAGCGAGUUUUCGUACCCGGGCGUCGUGAUCAGCCCACGCGACGCCGCUGUUUUGAUGGAAUAUGUCGAGAAAACGAAAGUUCCGCUCGGCAGCAUCACGUUCCAGAAAACGUUUGUCGGGACAAAGCCAGCUCCGGUCGUGGCCUCGUACACUUCACGAGGCCCUUCGCCGAGCUAUCCGUAUGUCCUAAAACCGGACAUUAUGACGCCGGGAUCAUUAGUAUUAGCAUCGUGGAUACCGAACUCGCCGAUAGCUUCCAUCGGUACAAACAUCGAGUUGAUCGGCGAUUUCGCGCCCCUGUCCGGGACAUCGAUGGCAUGUCCUCACGCUGCCGGAAUCGCCGCACUUCUACGAGGCGCACACCCGGAAUGGAGCCCGGCGGCUAUUCGAUCAGCCUUAAUGACGACAGCCAACCAUUUGGACAACACCAACGGCUACAUUAAGGAUUCGUUCUUCAAUUACGAUGUUGCCUCGCCUUUAGCCAUGGGAGCGGGGCACGUCGAUCCGAACAAGGCCCUCGAUCCCGGGCUCAUCUACGACGCGACGCCGCAGGAUUAUGUGAAUCUUCUUUGCUCCAUGAACUUCACGAAGAAUCAAAUCAUGACCAUCACGAGAUCGAGCUACAGCUGCUCGGACCCGUCGCCGGACCUGAAUUACCCGUCGUUCAUUGCCUUUUACGGCAACGGAACCGCCGGAGUUUUGGUUCGGACAUUUCAAAGAACUGUGACGAAUGUAGGAGACGGCAAGAGUUCUUACAAGGUUCGAGUGGAAGCUCCCGAUGGCUCGAAAGUUAGUGUCUCCCCGACCACAUUUGCGUUCGGAGAAAAAUAUGAAAAGCAGAAGUACUCGGUCACUGUCGAAUACAGGGGGAGCAUCAAUGGAACAGUUACAUUCGGAUCGAUAACUUGGGUUGAGGACAAUGGAAAUCACACUGUUAGGAGCCCUAUAGUGGUGUCUCCCAUGAUUCCUGUCUGGUGAUCAAUGAUCAUUCUCAUUUCAUAUCGACAAAUUUCAAAUAAUAAUAAUGAUGAUAAUGAUAAUGUA